Leishmania braziliensis MHOM/BR/75/M2904 is the source of this 2580-nucleotide messenger RNA. RefSeq lists its product as hypothetical. The coding region runs from base 1 to 2580 and encodes 859 amino acids. NCBI's taxonomy places the organism in Eukaryota, Euglenozoa, Kinetoplastea, Trypanosomatida, Trypanosomatidae. The transcript has a single exon. The record is from RefSeq and is a predicted model, not a curated record.
AUGUCGACAGUGACGUCAAAUUCUACGUCCAUGCAGGGUGCAGCUGCUGCACGAACAGCAGCCCCGGUCGCCACGGAGGAUGAGGCUGUGUCGUACACAAGCUCUGUCGUUCAGCUCCCACCGACGGUGCCGGAGCUGAUCAAGUGCCUGGAGCAGCAGCACGAGCGAUGCGCGCAGCUGACACGCUGCCUCCAGCGCGUGCACGCAGAGACGAUUCAACUGGUGGCAAGCAAUGCAGGGACACCUGCCAGAGAGCGGUAUAGUGCCCUCUCUGCUGUCGCUGCAGACGGCAAUGCUAAGUCGAAUACCUCCCUCGCUGGGAGUUCGCUGAGAGCGUCGACACCACCGCCGCCGGCUUCUUCCGCCUCCCCAGCCCAACCGGCUGCUGCUGUCAACUCGAUCCCCGCCGUCGUAGUUGCGCGCGGCGUUGUUGCCACCUCGACGACGGGUACCGGCACGGCUUCGACCGGCAAAGUGAUGAGUGCGGCUGGGAUGUCCCCAACCACCACCACUGCGGUGCGCGCUGUGGUUGUGACUGCCGAGUCAGCGACGGUGACGCCGUCGGUGUCUCCUGGCGCGAUGCCCGGCAAAGCCUCGGCCUCCACGACGGCGAUGGCGAGCAGCACACCGGCAACUGCACUCUCCUCCGAGCAGGUUGCAGAGCUGCGUCUCAGGGCUGUUGCAUUGGAGACUACCCAACAGCUGUUGACUAGCACACAGAGUGAGCUGCGCACCACCCAGACUGCCUUGGCCCGGGAGAGGGGGCUGCUGGAGACCGCACUGACGGACCUCGCCCAACUUCGCAAAGAGGUCCUUGCCAACACAACGGAGGCUUCCUCGUCGCUGCCCCAAGCGGACAACACACCAGUCUCUGCGGCGCAUCAUCUCGCAGAUAUGCAGACCCGUUUGGCAGCGCGAGAGGCGGAGGUGCACGCGGCACGCCUGCGACACGAGAGCGCCGUGUACGAGCUGACGCAGCUGCAGGAACGCAUCUCCAUCAUGACGCGCGAGAAAGCGUUCCUGCAGGAGGCAAAUACGCACUUGGAAGGGCAGCUGCAGCGCCUCCUGACAAGUUCGAUAGCGGUCGCGCCUCAGUCUGCAUCGCGAUCUGAAGUUCCGGCAGCGGCGGCACCGCGGCUCACCGCCAGCGAGGCAUACCAGAAGGAGGCGCUCGAGAAGCAGGUCAAUGACCUACGCGUAAUGACCGACAAGCUGACACGCGAUUUGAGGAAACAGACGGCGCGGCGUGCCAAGGCGGAGGAAAUGGCGCAGGCCCUUCAGAAAGAGAACACUGAGCUGAAGGCGUCAGCGCUGCUGUACCGCCGGCAGGUGAAUGAGAGCGAACUGGAGCUGGAGUGGACAAUCUCGCGUAAGGAGGAUGAUGAGCGACUCCGGAAGCUAGAGCGCGACACAAACUGCUUGCGCAGUGCUCUCCGUGACCGAACCGACCAGUACCAGCGUGAAAAAAUGGAAUGGGAGCAGCAGCUGCUCACUUUGUCUCGGCAAGUGCGUGUGCACGUAGCGGCAACGAAGCAGCUGCUGAAGCGCGUGCUGGUCUACCAGGUUCGAGAGGUGGUGUGGCAACAGUGCCGACAUGCCGGGACACAACUCAGUCGUCGGCACGCUGCCGGGACGACCUCAUCGGCGAGCUGCAGUUCCAACGGCGCACCGAAGCCUGGCAUGCCGACUACCACUGCGGCAUCGGCGUCGCCGUCGCCGCCGUCGUCGCGUGUUGAAGAUGCCACUGCCACAACUCUCCGUGCCGAUCAGCCGUCGCCCUCGGCGCCGUCGAGUCUUGUCUUGGGGGCCGCCGCCGAUACUGCCAUGCUUGUCGAUCGAGAACGGCAACUCGAGGAGCUCAAGCACACCUUUGAGCGACGCGUCGCGCUGAUGGAGGCGCAACACAAGGCUGAGACACAGCAGCUGCUUGCCCUCAACAAGGAGCUGCGCCAGGCGCUGACGGUUUCCCAGGACGACUUGACUGAGAAGACAAGACUGCUCGAGGCGGCACAGCGUCGGUCACCGCCAUCCGUGGCGGUGCCGCUGUGCAGCACCCACGAUCCACCGACGAUGACAUCGCAUCGCUCGUCCAUUUCGAGCGGCUGGCGGGAGAUGCCGACCACGUUGGUUUGUCGCACCGUCGGCGAAGACGGCCCUGCUGUCGGCGUCCUCGACAAAGGCGAUCUGCACCCGUCAACCCAUACCCUCAGCGCGGCGCCUCCGCGGCAGGUUACCGACGUUGAACGGCGCUACAACCCAGAGCACAUGCCCACGUGGGAGGCGGUGCAGGUGGAGAACGAGGCGCUACUCGAUCGAUUGACCACCAUGCAGGAGGAGAAGUGGAAGUUGACGACCGUGAUUGAGGACCUGCAGCAGCAGUGUGGCGCGCUGAAGGGUGAGCUCCAGCGAAACGCCUCCACCAUGAACCAGCUGUUGACGGCUGGCAUGCUGACCCCUUCGGCGGCGACGCGUGGUAAUGACGAGGGCCAACUACGCGUUCUGCAGUGUCUUCUACAGGAGACAUUGAAAGCGAAGUUUGAGCUCGAGGAGCGUCUGCAGGCGGCGGCGCGGAAGUUUUAA